This is a messenger RNA of Calypte anna (Anna's hummingbird), 2363 nucleotides long. RefSeq names its product homeobox A7 (gene HOXA7). Gene Ontology annotation, cellular component: nucleus. Gene Ontology annotation, biological process: regulation of transcription by RNA polymerase II; anterior/posterior pattern specification. The coding region runs from base 134 to 793 and encodes 219 amino acids. Gene Ontology annotation, molecular function: RNA polymerase II cis-regulatory region sequence-specific DNA binding; DNA-binding transcription factor activity, RNA polymerase II-specific. NCBI's taxonomy places the organism in Eukaryota, Metazoa, Chordata, Aves, Apodiformes, Trochilidae. The transcript has 2 exons. The record is from RefSeq and is a predicted model, not a curated record.
CGUGCUCGAGGCAGCUCAGUCCAAAAGAAAAUGGGGUUUGGUGUAAAUCUGGGGGUGUAAUGUUAUCAUAUAUCACGCUACCUCGUAAAACCGACACUGAAGCCUGCCGGACAACAAAUCACAGGUCAAAAUUAUGAGCUCUUCGUAUUAUGUGAAUGCGCUUUUUAGCAAAUAUACGGCGGGGGCUUCUCUUUUCCAAAAUGCAGAGCCUACUUCUUGCUCCUUUGCAAGCAACUCCCAGAGAAGCGGCUAUGGACCAGGCGCGGGUGCCUUCGCCUCCUCCAUGCCCGGCUUGUACAAUGUGAACAGUACCAUAUAUCAAAGCCCGUUCUCUUCCGGAUACAGCCUGGGCUCUGAUGCCUACAACCUGCAUUGUUCCUCUUUUGAUCAGAACAUUCCCGUCCUCUGCAAUGAGCUAACCAAACCCAGCUGUGAGAAAGCGGAGGAAAGCAACCUGCACAACCAGGCUGAGCCUAAUUUCCGGAUAUACCCCUGGAUGAGGUCUUCAGGUCCAGAUAGGAAGCGAGGGCGCCAGACCUACACCCGCUACCAGACCCUGGAGCUGGAGAAGGAAUUCCACUUCAAUCGUUAUCUGACUCGGCGGCGGAGGAUAGAGAUCGCCCAUGCUCUCUGCCUGACGGAGAGGCAGAUCAAAAUCUGGUUCCAAAACCGGAGGAUGAAGUGGAAGAAGGAGCAUAAGGAAGAGAGUUCCAGCACCCCGGCUCCAAACGAGCCCACGUCAGCAGCAGCCUCUGUCGAGAAAGUGGAAGAAGAUGAAGAGGAGGAGGACUAAGGAGUCCCACUCGAGGAAUAGAUCUCCUAGUAUAAUGUAUGCACAUGACAGUUGGAAAAGCUCCCUUUAAGGAAAAAAAAAAAAAAAAAAAAAAAAAGGACAAAAAAAAGACAGACUCACUGUUUUUAUUAAAAAAAAAAAAUCAGUUCCCUUUAAUAAUCAUCUUGCAAGCAAGCGUUUCAAAACAUUAAAACGUUCCUUGGAGUGGUUUUCUAGCCCUCUCUUCACUCUUCCGUACUCCCCAAACCUGCCCUGUGCAGAAUCUUUCGGUAAUAUUUCCUAAGAUCAUCUAGCAAUCAUUUAUUUUUUCGUUCACCCAAAUCUGGGUGGGUUUGUCCAGUGAACAUUUCAGUGAGAGAACUGCUGCUUGCACAGAUGGUAAAACGUGACCUUCCGAAGUAACUACCUGACUCAAUAGUUUCAAUCUUGUGUAUGGGGAAAAGUGCAUUAGGCUCACAUUAAGAAAAACUACCUAAUUUUGAAUAAGUAGCUCUCUGCACUUUUCUUUUUUUUUUUUUCCUUUCCUUCUUCUUUUUUUUUUUUUUUUUUAAUAAUUGGUAGAAAAGUAUCAUAAUUAAUAACUCACUAACAAAAGGUUCAACAGCAAAUGGGGGGAGGAGGGGGGGGAAAAUCAUCCACAAACCACUACAAUCUACAGCAAUGAUUUGUACUACCUAUUUUCCAGACUACCUAUAUAUCUUGCUCUGCCUACCUAUCUUCGAAAGUAUACUGUAUUUUAGUAGUCAAAAGAAGAUAACAUUACUAAUGUGAAUCGCAAAAUGCUUUUAGAAAUGUAAGUGUAGUCGUUCAAAAAGCACGCUUCAAUAGCUUUGGUAUAGAAUUUGGUACCGAAAAGGCUGAAUAUAUUUAAAAUUAAAAUAAUAUAUUUAUUCCAAAGCAAUUAUAAAUGAAAUCAAUAUGCUGCAAUACAUAUUUGUUCUCGAUUCUUUACUAUUCCGAGUGAGGAAGCAAACACACGACAACAUAGUACAAAGCGGUUUAAUAUCUCCUGUUGGCUUCUACCUUCUGCUGCCUCUGCGAAAGACCGUUUUCUGAUUCUACGUUCAUUUUCCUUAAUAUAGCAGAAAGUGUUAUUUGAAAAGUGAAUUUAAAUGACCAUGUAACCACCUUAAAAAAAAGCAACUGUUUGUUCUGAUUAUCUGAACGUGUUAAUAUGUAAUACCGUGAAUUUUCCUACAAUAGCAGAAACUGUAUAUUUGAAUGAUUUUUUUUUUUUUGUCAUUUAUAUUCGUCUUGGAGUUCAUUUGUAAGAUCUUGUCAUAAAUCGGGAAGUAUGUAACUAAUUUGGAAACUUUGUAGCAUGGUGUAUUGUUAAGAACUCUGUAUAAAUCCGUCUUGAAGGUUUGGCUAAAGUUUAUUCAAAAAAUGUAUGUUACAAUGUGUUUUGAUGUGUUCAUUGUGAACAUUUGGAUAUGCCGUGUAAGUAUUGGAAGUGGAAAAAAAAAUAAUGUCUGUGAACUCUCUUUGGAAGUAAUACCGUGUUCAAGUAUCUCCCACGAUAAAUGUGUUUUAUGUUACACAGAAAAUAAAUAUGCUUGUUGACAAUUAA